AUGCAACCUAAUGUCUGGGCUGCGCAGGAGAGUAUCCAUACCCCGCCACAUCUCUAUUCUACAUCUCCCCUUCCUCCAAAGGCAACUGUCGCCGGUGCUCCGAGCCACCCACAUCCAGCCAACGCAGCACCCAAUGGUCGCCUCCACAACUUUCCACAACACGUUUUCCCCCCACAAAACCUUCAGAUUCCUGCUGGGGUAACUCAAGAUGAGUUCAAUGAGGUCCUGCAGAUGAUGAGGUCUCCACCAGCGAACGUCAACCAACCUGGUAGGUCGCUGAGCUAG
Molecule: messenger RNA, 285 nt
Organism: Marasmius oreades (fairy-ring Marasmius)
Lineage: Eukaryota; Fungi; Basidiomycota; Agaricomycetes; Agaricales; Marasmiaceae
Exons: 1
Coding region: 1-285 (94 amino acids)
Source: RefSeq, a predicted model, not a curated record